UCUUAUACACGAUCAUGGCAGACACCCAAGACCCCGGCACGCGUCCUCACCGCAGAAGGGCAUUCGUCCGCCCUCAGGAUCGGCAUGAUUGCGAGCAGGAUGGCUACGAUGUCAAGUACGACAACGAUGGCCGCGGGGAAGAACUCGGGGAGAACGCCCGCGUUUGGCGCAUGUUCCGGGACGAGGGAUCGGCCCACGACACAAGAGCCUUCCAAGGGCUGCGCGACCACUUGGAUGUAGACCUCGUAUUCUCUGGAUUAUUCGCCGCGGUGGUGACAACAUGUCUCACGCAAUCGUCCCAAGCGCUGCAGCCCGACCACGCAGAAAUCGGCGCCGCUCUUCUUUCUGAAUUGAUCGCGGUCCAAAGGGCGAUAGCGAGCGGGACGCCAGUCAGCGAGAUCCCGCCAUCUGCACUCCAACCGAAGGACGUGACGGCGUCGAGCUUGGACUUCUGGACCAACCGGUUCUGGUACUUCAGCCUCCUGCUCGGUCUUUUCGCUGCAUUCCUGGCCUUCAUCGUCCGCGGUUGGCUCCACGCAUACGACAAUGAAGUCUUUGGCAGUCCAAAACACCGUGCGCUCACACAGCACUACAGGCGCAUGGGUUUGGACCGCUGGCACGUCGGUCUGAUCGUGCUCAUACUCCCUACGCUGCUGCAUGCCUCGAUGCUGCUGUUCUUCGUCGGCCUGACCCUGAACCUCCGGAUUUUCGACGUGCCCAUGGCCAAGCUCGUCAUCGCGCUCACGGGGACGUUCUACGCGCUGUACUUCAUGUCGGUCUGCCUGCCGGUCUUCUUCCCGCAAUGCCCGUAUCGCUCGCCCCUGUCGGAGUGGGCAUAUCGCGUGAAGGCGGCGCACGACUGGCUGCGCGCGCUCCUGCGCGGCGAGGAGGGGCGCGCGCUCCCGAGGACGUGGCGGGAGCUCGAGGAGCGCGAGGUGGCGGCGCACGCGGACUACAUCAUCUCCAGAGGCCUCGACCUGGCGCUCCAGGAAUCCAGCGACCUCUCCAUCGACUCGCUCGUCAUCCAGGCCGUCUCCAGUCUCCCCUACUACUCAAGGCGUGACAAGCGUGCGGAUAAGUACUACGGGAAGCUCCUCCGUGGCCGCGUCCUUGCCUGGUUCUUCACCACUCUGCGUAACCGGGGCUUCGUCUUCGAUUGGGCGCCGGGGCGUGAGAGGGUGCUGCAGCGCAUAGCGUGUGCGCUCCUGCUCGUUCCCGAGGACAGGGUACGCUCGAGUUCUGCCGAUAACCUGCAGUAUACCCGUUGCGCCACGCGCAUCUUGCAAGCGCUGGUGCACGCCAUUUCCUCGGCCGACGUCGCGGACUCAGAUAUGAUGAUCCUCAUCGCAAUUUCCAUCGCGCUCGAAAGCAGGCUCGAUCAGAAUGAGCGCCAGUCCAUACUUGAACUCAUCAGCAGUGAAGCCCUCAAAGCAAGGAUUGUGAAUGCCUAUACGACACUGGCUCAAAGCGACCACCAAGGUGGUCUGCGCCUACAACCCGUGGUAUGGGAAGGCAUGCUGAUAUCCUUCGAAAAUCGCUGCUCCGGCGCAUAUGUUCCGGAACCGCUCGCGCUUCUGCUGUGGCAUAGCUUCUCCUACCGUGAGGAUCUAUCGUUGGUGGACGAAGAUCGACAGGGCUUCCCCGCAAUUUCCACUGUCACCUUGCGGCGAUGGCUAGACUCGACGCCCGAGCGUCGCUUAUUGGCGCAGGACGUUAUUCACAGCUCCCUGUGCCCUUCGCCGUCGUGUCAAUGGCAACCGGCUGCGGUUCGUGGUGAACGAGGGGAUGCUGAAUCAGACGCCGCCGACGCCACCAGCUCUUUGCACACGGUAUGUCGCGCCAUCGAAGUUCACCGCAUUACGAUGGGUACCGCGAUCGGGGACUCCGAUUUCUUGUCGACGCAGGCAAUUGAACCAUUGCUCGUCUCUCUCUACCACGGCUCGCUCGGAAAUACGUGGAGGAUCGUCGAAGGCUCCGGUGUAUCACUUCCGUUCUUCUCGAAAUUCGUCUCUCGCUGUCGCCCAUCGACACUGGAGUUGCUCAAGCCGAAGGACGCGCCGUCCUCCUCUACUCUGGCCGGGGAGCAAUUCUGGUUCCUUGCUCAACUUCUGUCGGCACUCGACGAUGAUGCCAAUGAUCCAUUUGGGUCCAGCGGUCCAGCGUCCGCAAGCUCUUCGUCCUCUUCUUCUGUCCCCUCGCUCCCUGCUUCUUCUAUCCCCUCGCUCCCCGCUUCUCCUGCCGCGUCUUCGUCGUCCGCCCUCCCUCGCGCAACGGACCCAGCCAAGCUUGACAUCGUACGGGCGAUGGAACACCAGGCCGCCGCCUAUUUCCCCACCGCUGCCGCCGCAGGUGUCCCCGACGAGCUCGAUCCUCUGCCACUCGUCCGCCCGGUGGUGAUGGCAAUCUUGACUGACCCCCGUCUGGCGCUGCUGUGUGCGCCACCAAGGGUCAUCGCAUGGACGGUAGCGGCGCGCCUCAGGGGACUAGCAGGCGAUGCCGGACACGCAAAGGAGACCCGGCGGAUGGACCUGUCGUGGUGCGUUUUCCUGGAUGUGCUCGUCGCAGCGCGCGCCACGCGGGACGGUGUCGAGGCGCGCGCCACGCGAGACGGUGUGCAGGCGGCGAAGGCACUACACGACGCGCUGAUCUCGCUGCGGCCGACGCAUGGCCGUGUAUGGACUCGGCGCGUCUUGAGCGCCUUCGAGUCCCCCAUUCCGCCGGCCCUGGGUAUAGCGCUCGCAAGCCCGCGCGGCUGCGAAGCCCUCGCUCAGCUGAUGGACACCAUGCCUUCUUCACCGGACUAUCCCUCGAUCUCGGACAAUCGACCGGUUAUCGGGGACGGCCUGGAGACUUUGAGAAUCCUAAAGACCUUGAGAGUCUGGCUAGACGAGGAGUGGUACCAAACUUGUGUUUCUCAUCCGGAGGAACCUUGCCGAUCUGACACGGUGCCGAUCUGGAAGCUUGUGAAUUUCGAGCAGUACUCGGAGCGGCUGCACGACGGGCAAUGUGCUGCAGUCGCGCAUAACGACGUGGAGCGCGCGAGCCGUGUGUGGGGCCGCAGUGAGGCUGAAGCCGGGGAUGACUGCGGCCAAGGGGGUUCCAAUAAAGUCGAAGGCUCCAAUGUAGUCGAAGAGGACGAGGAGAAACGAGCCGACGCUCGCAUCAUUCCCUUUGAGGCUGUUCGCUGGGCCAGGCUGCGCGGGAUAUUACUGAUAUUCUUGCGCAGCGAGCGUCGUCGAGGGGAGCAUAUAGAUCUCCAGGACAGCUCCGAUGACAUGAAAGCAGUUUGAAUGAUGGUUUAGGGUAACAGGGCUAUGGGAUUAUUGAAAGGCGCAGGACGGAUAGAAUGAGGGGGGUGGGCUGCGAUAGCAUAUUCGGAGCAGGACAUUAUUAUAUCCUUCGAGUCAUCAUGUACUUUGGCGAAAUCGGAAUUUAUGUUGCGCGCAGCAUCAACCGAGCGUCGAUGCC
Molecule: messenger RNA, 3468 nt
Organism: Schizophyllum commune H4-8
Lineage: Eukaryota; Fungi; Basidiomycota; Agaricomycetes; Agaricales; Schizophyllaceae
Exons: 7
Coding region: 15-3290 (1091 amino acids)
Source: RefSeq, a predicted model, not a curated record